UCACCAAAGUUGUUCACACUUUGUCAGUAUCAAGCUUCUGAGAAGAAAACAAGCAAGGUAGAAACAAAGGUGAAAAGAAAAAAACGGAGAGGAAUCAUAGAGAUUGAGAAGAAUUAUUGAACACUGGCCAUGUCAACAUGACAGAAGCAACUACCGUGCCUUCCCACACUAUUACAAUGAAAGAAAAUCACACACAGCUAGAUAAUUGGCCACAGAUAGGCAGCAAAGGAUUUUUCCUGGAAAUGGUGGCAGCUUUAUCCAUUCCAAUCUGUUUCUGGGGAUUAAUUGGGAAUGCAGCUGUCUUUUGGCUUCUCUGCAGCAAGGCGAAGAAGACAACAUUCAUAGUUUAUGUUCUCAAUUUGUUAAUAGCUGAUUUUAUUGUGGCUGCUUACUUCUUUAUGGUGUUUAUUGUAUUUCUGACAUCACUUUAUAUCAGUUAUAAUUUUUCACGUGCAAUGGAGAAUAUUUAUUCAUUGUCAAGCAAUGCCAGCAUUUGUUUACUAACAGUUAUGUGUGUUGAAAGGUAUUUUAUGGUCUCUUUCCCACUCUAUUAUCAACAUCACCGUCCAAAGCAUUUCAUAACAAAUAUAUGCUGCAUAAUAUGGGUCUGGUCUUUCCUAGUGGCCCUGUUAUUAUAUGUCAUCUGCUACCCAAAAUUGCUUUCAUCCCUCUAUUCAGGCAAUUCUUUAUGUGAUGGGGUAUUACUAUUUGAAUCUAUUGCUCAGAUUAUGUUUUUUUUCCCCAUCAUGUCCUUUUCUGCUUUGUCUCUUUUUAUCAGAAUGCGGAAAAGAGCAAAGCCAAGGACCGAACCGAGGAUUGAUAUCACCCUCAUAAUCCUGGUUGCUCUUUCUUUUAUUUGUAUUGUUACAUUUCAAACUCUUGGUAUUGUAAGCAGCUGGGUUACCACUCUUCGUGAACCAACUCUAUUUCACCUCUCGCUGCUGUUUGACUCCAUCAAGACCAGCAUCAAUCCUUUGGUCUAUUUCUUUGUUGGAAAUCGGCAAAGACAGAAGACUGCAGAACCUAUGUAUAAGUUGCUUGAGAGAGCUUUGAACGACAAAGAAAGCACAGAUGCUCUAGACACCAGUUAGCUAUAGUUGUUCACAAAUGAAUUUGGACAUCAGAAAUGAAAAAGAUAUAAAGACAUCUUAUGAAACAUUUUCUUUCCCAUAAAGGCACAUUACUGAUAUAUUUACUGUUUGCUACUUCUAAUUUAAUUUACUACCUAAUGCCUUUAGGGGAAUCAAGCUUACGUUUUAAAAAAUGGGAUUUUAAGAUUUUAUAAUUGUAAGGGCCUUAAAAAAGCAUGAUCAAAAAGUAUGAUCUCAUAAAAAUGAAAACUACAUAGCAACCAUA
Crotalus tigris (Tiger rattlesnake) is the source of this 1356-nucleotide messenger RNA. RefSeq names its product proto-oncogene Mas-like. Lineage: Eukaryota; Metazoa; Chordata; Lepidosauria; Squamata; Viperidae. Gene Ontology annotation, biological process: G protein-coupled receptor signaling pathway. Gene Ontology annotation, cellular component: membrane. The transcript is spliced from 2 exons. The record is from RefSeq and is a predicted model, not a curated record. Gene Ontology annotation, molecular function: G protein-coupled receptor activity. The coding region runs from base 138 to 1091 and encodes 317 amino acids.